CCUCGGGACGCGGCAGGUCAUUAAAGAGAGACAGAACUGGGAGUGAUCUCUAAUGGCUAUGUCCCAAAACGGUUUUAAUUCUUAGGCAGUAAGUGAGACGUCCUGCACCCGUUUCUCUCUUCUUGACUGAGUUUUUUCGGUUGCUGUAAUUCUGCCUCAUCCGAUCUCAUCUAACAGCUGUCUGGCCGUUGUCAGGGAUACUUCCCCACAGAGACGCACGCUCAAAAGGCAGGGGAGGGUUGUGCAGGAGAGGAGACCCUCACCUGGAUCUGGAUGGAGGGACGAGAGGAGAUGAAGGGGGAAAGAAUGCAGCGACAAGAGAAGAAGGAAGGUUUCCUGUGCAGGUGCAUGUGAAGUCAAAAACCAAAGAAGGGAAGAAGAAGGAAGAGUUUAAUGAAGUUAAGAUUAACCUUAAAGUGCAUAACCUGUGUGACCUCUGAAGCUGCAGGAUGGGCUUUGAUCUGGAGAGGUUUGUGGGCUACGUCAAUGAGGGUCUGCUCUGCUGUGUGUGUCGAGACGUGCUGGAGCGCCCCCUCCAGGCACCAUGUGAACAUGCUUACUGCAGUGCCUGCAUCAGCAGCUGGCUGCUCCAUCACCAUUCCUGUCCUGAAGACAGGCUUCCCCUGGAUGUGAGCAGCCUCAGACCUCUGUACAGGUACAUGCGCAACGACCUGAACCGGCUGCAGAUCCGCUGCGUGAACGCAGGGCAGGGGUGCGAGGUGGUCUGCUCCCUUGAGAGCCUCCACUCACAUGAGGAUGAGUGCGAGUUUGCCUUCAUCGCCUGCUCCAACACAGGUUGCCCGGUGCAGGUGGAGAGGCGAGGUUUGGAGGCCCACCUGUCCGAAUGCAACUUCCGCAGCAGAGAGUGUCCCAUCGGCUGUGGUCACACUCUCCACUCCAUCGAUCAAUCACAGCACAACUGUGUGGCAGAGCUGCGCUUGGAGGUGGACAUGAUGAGGGCGGAGAUGCUGUGCAAGGUGGAGGAGGUGAGACGAGAGAUGGAGUCUCGGCUGGACUCCCAGAGGAGACACAUGGUGCAGAAAGAGUCGCAGCUGAAGAGUGAAGUGGAGGAGCUCAAGGGUCAGUUGUCCCGUGUGAUGUGCGACAUGCGUGCCCUGCUGGGAGCAGAGCGUCUGAGGAGGCAGGAACUGGCAGAGGCAGAGCUGGAGAAGAGAGAGCUGCUGGAGCUCCUCAGAGACAUCCAGCCGACCAGGAGUCAGCCUCCCGCCGAGCAGGCAGCCAGGGAUGCAGGAGACCAGCAGUCAUCCACCUGGGAAGUUCACACAGAUCCACCUCGACACCAGCAGAGGGAGGCCUCAUUGCACGCCUCCUGCCUGUCUCUGCACUCAGCUCAGGCUCCCUGUGCUGCAGGCCCUCCCGCUUCGCCUCAGCCUGGGGAAGGAGUCCGUAAAGGCGGCACCCGGAGUCUGACCCUGGACUGCAUCAAGAAGAAGAGCCGCGAGGUGACAGUCAUCUGAACCCACCGGAGUCUUUUUUAUUUGCAAGUUCCAACAAUUAUAUAGAAAUCAAACUACACUGUUUUUGUACUGAACACUAGUUUUAAAUUAUUGUUUAAAACAAACCUAUUUACUUUGACAUAUUGUUACUUUGUCUUCAUACCUCUAUUCCGACAGGGACUGGAAGUGGAACAUCCAUAUUGGAACAAUUUAUUCAGUUUAUUUUAAGUUUAAAAGAUUAUUAAUCAUGUCAAAGUGUAACAAUUUGGUAAGAAAAAAGAAAAUUCAAAUGUGAUGAAUUAAUCACAAUACAGCUGAUGUAUUUUUCAGUUUGAGUAAAACUACAAUAACAGUGGAUGAUGUAGAAAAUCCUUGGUUAUUCAUUGUAAGAAAACGGAUAUGAACUUAUGGAACAAUACUGAGAAUGAUUUAUUGUUUUAUGUUUGGUUCAUAAACUACCUAGGAAUGUUCAUUCGUAUUUAUUCAGUUGUACUUUAAGUCAUCUCAGGAAAGGAGUGAGCUUAAUCCAUGUUAAUCCAGCAUAGACAGACAUUUGAGUUUGUAGCCUAUGCUUUCGCGAGCAUUUUGAGAGCAAAUUAGUCAAAUAAAGCUGAAUGAAAUGCAG
Molecule: messenger RNA, 2082 nt
Organism: Poeciliopsis prolifica (blackstripe livebearer)
Lineage: Eukaryota; Metazoa; Chordata; Actinopteri; Cyprinodontiformes; Poeciliidae
Gene: rnf41l
Product: ring finger protein 41, like
Exons: 6
Coding region: 450-1478 (342 amino acids)
Molecular function (GO): zinc ion binding
Source: RefSeq, a predicted model, not a curated record